AAGUGACGCCCCAGUAUCAAAACUCAAGGAGGAGCGAGCAGUGAGCAGACGUUGACUUUUAUUCCACUUCUGGAAGGACGACGUAUGCGUAACUAACUAAGAGAGAAAUUAGAAUAAGAUCCGUUCUUGCAAGCUGCCAGUCAGCACAUGACCGCCCCAAUUUCUGCUCGUCGUUCCAGCAACAUGUUGCUACGCACUUUCGUGAGUGUAGCAGCAACUCAGCUGCUCACCAUUGCUCCGACACCCAGCGCCGCGACGAAAUAUCACAGGAAAAAGUGUUAACGUUUGCGGAAUUUGUGAUGCGGCAAUGCAUUACAAAACGUGCCCAAAUUUGUCAUGCAUAGCAUGCAUACUAGGCUAGAUUUGUAAUACAUGGCUGCAAUCUGUGAAAACCGUAAACGUUGACAUUUUUUCUUGUGAUACGAAAAUGAUUCCGAUCAUGCUUCCUGCAAAGAAGGUGACCUGCCCCGAAAUCGAAGUCGGGAAUUUUUGCGGUGGGACGAGUCGGGAGCAAACUCCGACCUAUGCCGCUUACCAGAGCGACCAAAGUACAGCCGCAUCUCCUUAUGGAGGACACAGCCCAGGAGGAAGUUUUGGAUUCAAUGUCGGCAACAUGUCGCCCAACGGCGCAGGAGCUGCAGGAAGUCCGUCGAACUUUCAGUUUACGGCUGGCGGCGCAGUCAGUCCUUCCUGGCAGAUCGGCGUCAAGUCAAUGCUCGCGCGCGGCGGCAGCGCGCCUCCCGUAGUGCAGCGCGGCAGAUCGGCGGGCGAGGUCGCGUUUACUGGCGCAAACAGUCAGCAGCAAGGAAGUGCUGCGGCGCGCUCUGGUUCGGUGCCGUUGCUGAAUUGCUGUGGAGGCGGGGGGAACAACAGGGUGUAUAAACGCCCGGCUGUGCCAAGUGUUGAACCCACGGCGAGGGCGCAGAGCAUGUCAGACAUGCCAAAGCAGAUGCUGCACUACAUGAAAGAUCAGUACUACAAGACCUCGUUCGGACGCGAGAACCCCAUCACAGAUUACGUCGAUUUUACCAACAGCGUCUUCCUCGGCCGCGGCACGUCCGCGGUGGUGGUAUCCGGCACCCUGAAACGGACCGGCGCACCGGUCGCCGUGAAGCGGUUUCCGAAGCGCAAGGACAAGAACAGUUUUGUCACGUGGACCGACUACUUGCAGGGAGAGCGCAGGUUCGAGAUCGACCGGGCCCGGGACGAGUGCGAGUGGGCGCAAAAGAUACAGGAGGUCGCCGGAAAAACCAGGUUGUACAAGGGUAUUACCUUCACGAUUUUUCUGUUUCGUUAAUAACAGGUCUUCCAAUUGUAAGUACGUCUACUACUUCUCCAUGUACUGACCUUUACAACCUGUACAGCACAAGCUCAAGCAUGCACUUACAGAUGCGUGCCAGAUCUGUGCCCCCUUUGCUUCUAAAUGUGAUAGAGAUAGUGAUUAUACCAUGCAGGGUGAAGUUUUGCAGGACGGUGCACUGGUUUGUAUCUUUCUUGUUUUCGCUUUCGGUGAUUCAUAAAAAAAUCUAUAACCGCGCAAACGAUCUUCAGUUUCAACCUGAAAAGAUCCAAAAAUCAUUUUCCGGGGGCGUCACCCCGGGAAAUAAAUUUUAGAUUUUUUUAUGUAAGAAUGUAGUGAAAAAUCAAUUUGAUAUGGUGGGACAAACCUUCACCCUUUCCUCAUUUUAUAAGUGAACCACUACCCUUUGCAUUACUAUUAAUUUUUAUAAUUAUGAUAAUUGCAAUUCUGCAUUCGGUCUGGUGGCAGCUCCAUUUCUUCCGCUUUCGUCCUCGUUUUUAUCCGUUCACCUUCGUCGAUCUCGAUAGCAAGAGAAGAAAUUGCUAUUCAUUUUGCAUCGUUGUGUUCUCGUUUCGUCAUCGGUUUUUUUUCGUCACAGCCAUCGAAUCGUUGAACGGGACGGAGAUGGCGCGAAACGGAUUGGAUGAAGGCGAUGAUGGGCAACCGCACCUGAAAGAUGCUUGAGGUUUUGUUUUUGAUGAGAAAGCACUUAUUUUCAUUUUGACCGCAAGGCGAAUCGAGCCGAAAGACACGCACUGAAAUCAAAUUGAAGCUGAAGACGAAAAGUGAAAAAGAAAAUGAAAAACAAAAAGCAAAAUGAAAAAUAGUACGAUGCCGAACAGACGCAAGGCAGUCACAGGCUGGCCGUAUCUGUCGAGCGUGUCGAAAACCUUCACCGCUCCGCCCACAUCCGCCGUGUUCUCCAUCGUUGUUCAUUUUGCUGUGGAAGCUGCCUGUUGGAUUUUUGUAGUCAGCCUUGCUGCACUUGGCCAAAGUGUCGGCUUUUGUUUUGGGUCGGAACUAAGAACCAGCUAGCACCUGUGGUUCACAUCUUCGGAGUCUUACUCUUAAUCGUUUUUGUUUUUCCACCUUCGUGCUCAGCUCCAAAGUAAAAGUUUAAGGCAUUGUCGAGUUUCAAUUUUAGCACAGAGAAAAUCUAGAAAGUAGAAGCAGUUUUUUUGUCAUCGUCUUAUCGAAAGUCAAAGUCUAAGUCGAGAGUUAUUCUGGUUUACCUCGUGCUCGUGGGUCGUGGUCGGAGUGUCGUCAGUUCGUUGUGGGAAAGUAGAUCAUGAGUUGCUCGCAGGAUAUCGGGAUGGGGUCGCGGCCGUGAGUUGUAGAGUUGUAUCGUGGUCGUGCUUUUUGUUUUCGGUCUUAUUUGCUCGCUCGCGUUAGGACCUUGACCUUGAGCUUGACCUUCACCUUGACCUUCGGCCUCGACAUCGAACAGCGCGCACUAGUACGGGCCCAGAAUUAGAAAUAGCACUACAGUACUAGCAGCAGUCUAUCUUUUCUGUUUUUCAUUUUCUUCUUCUCACCCUGACAACUGAGGAUGAGUUUCAUACAUCCGCGAGUCUAGCUCUAGACUUUUAGUUCGAUCACAGAUUUUGAUUUACGUUUACGUUUAGACCUGCAAAAGCGUUUACAGUUUUAACCCAAGAAAAAGCAAAGUAAAAACAUCAUGCCGCCCUCUCCGCAGUAUGGCGAGGAUGUGCUGUCAACUUCUGGGGCGAGGUUUGCGCAUCUCCAGAAGCUGCUUGUUUUCUAUCAUCCUACUGCUCCGCAAUCCGCCGUCGAAGUUGGGAUCGAAGUUGGGUCGAAGGUCGGGAAGGGACAACCUGGAAAACCAAAAACGAAAACGAGCAGAGACGGUGACAAGGCUGCAGGAUCAGAAAGCGAAGAUGCGGCAGUUCCGAAGAAGGACGCGUUGCGAAAACGGUACGACGUGUGGAUCAACGAAAGUCCCGCGUUGCGGUGGGAGGACUUCGCUCGGAUUCAGUGCAAAAAAUUUGGAGCACCGUAUUCCCGCGAAGAAGAAAACCAAAGCCAGGGCGAAGGCCUACUCUCUCAGCGCGUAGGCCCGGAUGCGGAACAACAACAAUCACAGCAACAAAAACAAGCACCUACUGGCACUGCUGCAAAUGUUUCUUCUUUUGGCGCAGCGAUGAGCCCGUCGGUGCAGAUCGCCGCCCAAUCAUCGCGAGACAACUAUCUGCGAAAGCUGCAAGACGACCGGCCCAAGGAGCACCUGUGGUACACUUUGGGAAAAAGCGGCGGCACGGCGCGAGCGCGGAACAAGACGGUGCAAAUCACCCGCGACGCGAGCGCGCACAGUCGCCACACGAAGACGACCCAAGGUGCCAAACUGCGGGUCGUGCAUGGAAAAGCAAAGCCAUCUUCUUCAAAUACGCGAGCACUGUGUCCGCGACGGAAGAAGCAGGUCGUGGCUCAGCGGCGACGUGGAGAUCUCGGGCCACUGGAUGAGGAAGACGACCUGUUGGAAGACGACAACCCGAAUCCGCCACCACGAAAAGAUCCGGACGAGAUGACGGACUGUUUGACCGAAAUUUCUGAAACGGACACGUCGUGCAUCGAGUCCAGCAGUGACGAAGGCGAGGACAACAGCAUUCAGACUGAUGGGGAUACAAGGCUGCACAACAAGCGGAGCGCUUUGUUUUCCGAUGGUGUUCGGAUCGCGGCGGGUGGAUGGUCGGAAGACAAAGCGAAGAAAACCGCCAUCAAAGAAGAAAAAGCAAAGGUGACCGAGGAUGGGAACGAUCGCAAAGAGGCUUCGAGAGCGGAGUUGCGGUUUUUCGACAUCGCGCGGAUCUCCGGCCGUGCCCGCAUGAUGUCGCUUCUCGUCUCUACCGGCGUGGUUGCUGAUGAUCGAGAACCGCGUCCAUCCAAAAAAAAAAAUGAUACAAACGAGUCGCAGGAAACAACAGGCUCCGGGAAGACAGCAACUUCUUCAACAUCUUCAUCCGCAAGAGCGAAGCUCGGCUUCGCAGGGCGGGCAGCUGCAAUGAAGCUGGAUCUGGUGAGCAGUGGGUCUGACGUCGAUGAUGAACCUGUGUCGCAGAUGGACUUGGACAUCGGCGGUUCGCUCGCAGUUAUUCCCGAAGAUGAGGAGGGCGUCUUUCUCGACCCGAGUACCGGGUUGGAGAAAAAUGCAGACGGGUUUCGCAGCGUGACGAAGGACCGGAUCGCGAAAAUGAAAACCAAAGGAGCCAACAACAAGCAGGGCAGCUCGAGUUCCUCCGGAUCCGGUCCACUGAAGCUGGACCCUGUCACGGGGUUGCCGCUGUCUUCCACGGGAAAACGGCCGCGAAGCAACACUAUUGAAACGUUGCUACCGCCAUUAGGUACUUGUGCUUCUAUCUUCAGCCUCUUCCUGUUUUUGGAUUUGCAUUUGAUCUACCACUAAGUCGAACUCUAGCAAGCAACGCGCGCAAGUAUCGUCUAAGAUCGACGCUGACACUUUUGCGCAUGACAGAUUGGGUUUUCAACUUUAUGCUUUUCGAAAGCGACUUGCUUUCGGUUUUGAAUUUGAUUUUGAAAUACAUAAAGUUGAAUCAAACCCAUCGAGCUUUAGAUUUUGUUUUUUGAAAAGCAAAAAUGUGAAGAUGAAAACGACAUCGGUUUCGACUUUGACGCUGCAACGGCUUUUCAAAAACAAAACAAAAACAGAAGAAGACGAACACGAACCCACUAGCAGCCUGUUUGCUGGAAAGAGCGGAGCUGCAUCUGCGGGGCAGGUGCAGACCCGCAGCGUGUUCAUGUUGAAUCCGGAGAAUCUCGCGCGGGCGGAUGCAGCGUCGGGCUUAGGCGGUAGCUUCGGGUCUUCUUCAUCCUCGCGAGCUGCGGGGGAAGAUCUGCAGGCGACUAUGAGCGACAUGUUCCGCAAUGCCCGGGAAACAACUAGCAUCUUCGGCGACGCGGUGACGAUGGACGACACGGCGUUGAAGUCUGCGGGCCCGACCGGAGAACUGACAAAAAGCGGGUACCAGUAUGGGCCGGGGGUCAAAGAAGAUCUCGGACAAAAGGAAAAAAGACCAAGAAUCGCGAUCAGGUGCAGUCCCGAUGCGACUCCAUACGACGAGAUCAAAGCCAUGAAUUGUUUCGCGACUUUGUUCAAGAGCGACUUCCGCGACCCGAUGAUCGUGUACAGCCACGACGUCGCUCUGCCGACAAUCUCCACGGCAUCGGGCGCGGAAAGUUUUCUGCAGGACCUGUACGAGGCUGCUUUCUCGGUGGGUUUUCCGUUGCCGGGAAUGUGGUCGAAACUUUGCAGGCUGGGAGGGAAAAUUUUGAAGUUUCGCCCGUCGUUAGUAGUUACUAGUGACAGUGGGUCGGACGUGAAGAAGGGGGUGAAGAUGAUGAUGCAGUGGUGCGAGGCGCAGCGGAAGUACGACGCGGAGGAAAAAGAUGGCGAGCCGCAUUGGACAGUGUCGUGGUUGCAGUGUCAGCUCCACUUGGCGCACAUCAUAGGCGGAACAAUCACCAGCGUAGCGUCGAAGUUGUUCAGUCUGGACUAUCGCAAAAGCGUUGCCGCGGUUUCCAAAACUGUGAACUUGUGGACUGCACCGAGGAGAACAGGGAACGACCGCGGAGGGAGAGGAAAGAAAACAAUUGAGGAGCUGAAGAAGGAGUUGUACGCCGUCGAUGCAGAGCAGCAAAAACUCCUGGACGGGAUGACAGCGAUUGACCGAGAAAUCUGGCACAGCGAGCGGAUUCAGAGCGACCCGGUCUUGCAAGAAAAGCAGGCGAAGCUGGAAGAAAAAGUGGAGAAAAAGAAAAACCCGGUGAAACGAGUGAAGUCCUUCGUCCGCACCCGGUGGCUGAGUAUCGGAAAGUGCAUCAAAGGUCUUUGGACACAGCAGGAGGAAAUCACAGCACGCAUCCUGGACCGGACUGAUAAGGAUUUGCAGGAUAAGAACCGAAAAUUUUUGCAGCGGGCGAAGAAGGCGAUGCUGGCGCCGCUGUGGUGGUCGGGUCUGCGGAUUCUCCACCUGCUGCUCACCGAAAUUGACCGGGUUGCUGGUGUUGUCAUGCAUUCGACCAGCAAGGAGAUGGACGGCGCCUCGGUGGAAGCGUUCGCCAAACAUCUUCCCAGAUGCCACUCCGUCGACUUGUGCCAGCGUGUCGGGGAGUUUUUGGUUACGCUCGGUGGGCUGGUCUAUCGCGGCCUCGAAACAGUCGGUCUUGCGGGUCCUUUAGUCAUUUUGUUUUAUACAUUGGCUAAAGAGCUCGACAUCCGCCACCGCCCGCUCCGCUCGUGGCCGUACCGACUUGCGUUUUUAUUUUCUGCGGACCAGAGCGAACGGCUGAAGACCAUUCAGGACCUGUUGAAGGAUUGCGAGAGCGAAGCUGGUAGGAAGGACCUGCCGCUGGAGGUUCGGGAUUUGUAUCGGCUUUUCCAUCUGGAGCUGAAAAUGGUUGCGGAAUCGCUCAAGAAGAAGAAGAACAUCGGGCGGAGCCGGGCCUUCGUUCGAAACUUAGCGCCGAUUAUUCGGGCGUUUUUGGCUUCGAGCCAAAUCGCCGAAUCCCUGAGCUCCACUACCAGCUGGAUCAAGCGAGAAGCUGGCGGUUUAAUCGGAAUGCUUCUUGCUUCUGCGCGUUUGUUUACGCGCCGCGGAGCAGGGCGGGACGUCGACUUCGAACAGUAUCUCUUCGUUGAGGACAACGCCCGAUGCCAGAAAGCAACGAUGCAAAUCCGAAAGGAGUUGCUAACCCACGGGAUACACGGCGCGCCGCAGAUCAGUGAUAGGUCGGAUCACUUUCUGCGGAACCCAAUAAACCCGCAACUCACGCCGGAAGCGAUUGUUGCGGAUUUUUUUGAAGUUUUGAACCGGCCGGACUGCCCGGAGGCGCCGAAGUUGGCCACAGGCGACAAAGCAAAAGGGAAAACUAGGGAAAGGCAGCAGUACGGCGCAGCGCCGCUGAGCAUGAAACUCUUUCAGUUUUCGGUUAUGGACAUCAUCGGCAUCCCCAAGUACGACAAAAACAACAACGCGAGAAAAGGAGCGGGCGCAUCAAACUACUUCGUGUUGGAGAAAUUGAAGAAAGACGCGGUGCUGUGCGAGGUGAACAUCGUGCAAGGCGGGAUGAAGGAGAAGGGUCACGAGGUGAGAAUGGAAAUUGACCUCGACGCCCAGUGCUGGUUCUCGGACGCUAUUGGCGCGCGGAAAGAAGACCAUCCCUCCAAGGCAGCAAAAAAAAACUUCAAAAACAAAAACCCGGAACUGCGCCCGGUGGUACUUGAUGGCCAAAACGUGCUGAAGUACUUUCACAUCGACACCAAGCAGCGGCGGAAGUACUUCCAGGUUCGACAGACGGAGGAAUCUUAUGUGGAGUUUUAUUUUCAGCACCGGGUGCGGGCCGAUGGAACACCGGAUCCAAAUCCGACGGCCUAUCCGGGAAACGAAGCAGACCAGAUUUGGGCUCGGGGUGAGCUGGUCCGCAUGGAGUGGAAUGACGCUUGUUUGUCGAAGGAAGUCGAAGAAACCAACAUCGAGGAGAAAAAGUUGAAGAAAGCGUUGAAGCAGGACCGGCUGGAUUCUCCCACGCGGCGAACGCGAGAAUCAAAGUGGAACCUCGUACCGCUGCGGACCCGCGUCCCCGAGCUUGCAGUGAGUGGUCUAAUCGGUCGCGGAUACGCGAUCUACCAAAUCGAGUCGAAGACGUGGUGGGGCCGGUUGAAGAAUGCAGUUCCUUUUUCUCGGGGUAGUGUGCCAGCUGCUAGCGCCGCAGCUGUUGCUCCGCCGCAGGUUGCGCCGGACAACAAUCCGAAACCCCAAGCGAAGCAAACCAAAAAACAAAAGAAAGCAGCUGCAGCAGGCGACAGUAAAUCUGCAGGCGCGAGUGCGCGCGCGGGCGCACAGGUGGGCGCGGGCGUGCGCGCGCACACGCACACGGGCGUGCAGGCGCACGCAGGUACAGGCGCGGGCGCGCAGGCAGGCGCGGGUGCACGUGCAGGCGCGGGCGCGCAGGUGGGCGCGCAGGCGGGCGCGCAGGCGCACGUGCACGCGGACCCGCACGUGCACGUGCACGCGCAGGCGGGUGCGCAGGCGCAUGUGCACGCGCGGGCGAGUGCGCGUGCGGACGCGGGCGCGCGCGCGCACGAGGCGGGUGCGAAAAUAGUCGGACAUGCUGGUGCGGAAUUGCAAGCGGAAGUAGUUUCGGAGAAUAAAAGUGGUGGCGACGGAAAAGUGAAGAAAACGCCAAACGGUGGCGUUUAUCGGGAUCGGUACUUCGGGGGGAAGACCAGAGAGGCGCUGGUGAAAAACAUGAUCGAGUACGAAAAGGGGUCGAGCGAGUCGUACAUCGCUCCGGCGGGUGAGGAUGUGCUAGUUGCUUCCACGACGCUAACGGCGUACCUGAAGGACAACAAGCUAUUUGCAAAAAAACAAAAACGCAAUGACAACAUCGAAAUGAAUUCCGACGACGAAAGUACCUACGAGUCGUCGGGAACCGACUCGGAUUUCGACGAGUCUGACAGUUCUGACGAAGACUAAAUGAUGGCAGGGUGAGACGCUGAAGGCAGUGCUAGCGCUGCGCUUCUGAUGUAAAACCCGCAUGCGCUAGUAGGUCGAGCACUGCUGCAGCGUAGUAGUAAAUUUUGUUUGAGCACUCACCUCCUUCUCUUUGUUUUGAAAUUAGUUUCAUUUUUCUACCUCGCGUUAAGAUCCAGCAUGAAGCGAAUCUGUCAUGCAAAAUAAACGAAAACCAAAAUUAAAGCGUGUACAUUUUUACUUAAUGUUGCUUGAAAUAGGUGGACAGAAGCUCCAUGCAAUAAGCUAUCCACCGAGCAAAAGACGAGAGCUUCUUAUUAUUUAUCAACGAGGCGCAACUAGGCGAAUUUGCAUCGCAAACCAAUAAAAUUAUGCACAAUAAAUCGCCGAACUCGAGAUGCAAAAGUUGACUGCAGUACUGCUAAUUGCAUCUGUUUUAUAUGUACGUGUAUGAUUUUUGGCUCUAGAGUUUUGAUCUUUUGAUAGUUUUAGAAUAGGAAAAAGCUAAAAAGUGCAUCGAGAUUUGUCAUGCUAGAGCUAGAAUCUUGAAACAAAAUUCCUACCUGUGCGAAGAUUUCUGGCGUCGUUUGGAGGUGUUUGAGCUCCGUUUCGCCGCUUUCUCGUCCUGCAGAUCGAGGCAGAUUCGUGUGUUCCAAAGGGCAAAAUAGAUGAGAUCGAGGCUGUCCAAGACUGCAGCGAACCGCUUCUGUUGUUGUUUUUUGAUGAAUGUGGGUCCUUUACCGAGCUGAAAACUGAUGACGUUCGACGCCAAUCGAAGGCGAUUUUGUAUGAUGAAACGACAACCAAAAAACAAUGAUUCAAAAACUAAAUUGUACGCAAAGGGAGGUCGAUCACUUCCAAAGGGACAGCCAACACAUCACGAAGUGGCCAGGAUCGCUUUGGAAGUGAAGGGCCUCCCUUUGCGUACAAUUUAAUUUUUGAAUCAUCAUUUUUGGGAUCGUUUUCCAACGUCCAACUUCGACUCAUUUUAAGUUGUAAAGCCAUCUCGUUUUGAUUUUUUUCAUUCUCAUUCACCACCAAAAAUAUCAUAGUAGGAGAAGAAAACCAGGUAGAAAAUAAGCUAAGACCAAGUAAGUUGCGACCUAUUUUCCAUCUCUGUCAACCGGAGUUUCGUGUAAAAAAAGUUGCGCAUCGACGUGCUUUUUGUGUAAAAAAAUACUUAUUUUCCAUUGAAUCCACCUCGAAAAUGCCGCUUCCGACCGCAGCGGAAGUGAGCGACUUUGUCUCGUUACUGGAUGCGGGAGAGGCUGGAAAGCCCGAGGCCGAGGCCUUUAUGGCUCGGCUCUCGAAGCUUCCGUUCGACAGCAAAAAUCCGAAAUCCGUCGAAAUUCCUCUGACCGAAGUGCACGUGUUGCGGAGCGGGCGCCACCCGCAAAACCGCGUUACAAACCCCGACAACCUGAAAACGUUGAAACACGCGAUGAAAAACAAGGGCAAAAAAGGAGGAUAUGAAGGAAUGAAAGUCGGUACGUGCAAAAUGUUUUUUCGUUUCACAUACAUUUUUCGUUCAAAAAUAUUAGCGCUCACUGUCAUCCUAUCGCGCAAAUGUCUCGUUCAAAACUAGAGCUGCGUUGAGAAUUUGUAUUGCGCGUUUUGUUUUCUUUGCAUCAUUUAGAUCGAUAGUCUCUAUGUCAGUCCUCAUGUAGAUGUACUUGCACAUGCACAGGAUAACUGAAACCACACCCGCACGCAAACAAGAAUAAAACUAAAACCCAAUCCUAAUACCAGUUCUCUUUGCUGUCGAUUACGGCAACACCGGAAAGUGCGAGUACGUGUGCGCCUUCCUGCACGGCGGACAUACGAUCCUCGCCCUGUACGAAGAGGGGUGGUUCGAUUUCGGGAUCAGUGUGAUUUUACUCGACCCGGAAGUGGACCAGUACGAGGCUACCAGAGAAACACGCGCUACUGCAAAAAAAAAUGGAAAUGCAGCAAGAUCAGGAGCACUUCCUUAUAGUUUGACUUCGUUAUCGUUUUGCACAAAAUCAAAAUUAAAACUUGUUAUGCAAAAAGUGAAAAGGAAAUCUGUAAUGCAAAAGAUUUGCCACGCAGAAAAUUUGUAAUGCAGAAAAAAUGAAACGCCAUGCAAAGCGUCUUGCUCUUGUGCCAUUUCUUUUUGCAGUAGCAGCUGUUUCAUUCCAUAGCAGAAUUAAUCUCGCAGUUCGUGCUCCUGAAAAACGACGAACCCGUCGGAGUGGCUCCGUCCUGGCUGGAAGUCAUCAAGCGCACCGCGCGGGUGCGUUUCCUUCUUUCAUUUUAGAUGAAGCUCUUAGUCGUUGCAGCUCCAACUCCAUUCGUUCCUGCGUCUCCAGCUUCAGCUCGAUCUUCAAAAGUUAUCCUUUCUGAUUUCCAUUCUGCAAUGCAAGUUGUAAUGCUCCUUCAUGUUUGAGUGUGGUUUUCGUUUUUCAUUUACUUUUUCGCGAUCUAAUUUUCGAAUGAAAAAAUGAAAAUCAAAAUAUCAGAACGACGAAGCCUAUGCGGAACACGAGGAAAACCAAAAAGCCAAGGGCAGAGAGCCCCGCCCCAUGGAGGAAUGGACCGAGGGCCAGGUGGGAAAAGAGUGGAAGGGGCAGGUGAAGACUUACAAGCAAACGGCGUGCGCAAUGGUGAAGAAGGGUUUGUUAUGCAUCGAAAGCGAAAAUAUAGCACCAGCAGGUGGGGACAAAAGCAAAACCAAAAGUGAAGGGCAUGUCUUUUUUUCAUCCGCAUGACACAAAAAUAAAAAAACCAAGAAAGCAGAUGCUUGUCAUACUGAGAAAUUUUUUGAUCUUGGUUGGAGCCUGUCAUGCAACUGCAACUGCUAGUGGUGCAAUAUUUUUGAAAAUGCAUGACCGUGCCACGAAUGGACCAUGUUCGGAAUCGCGAUCAGCACCCAAGUGCCGCGGCCGCGGGAGAAGGACGAGCACAUGACGCUGUUCAGCUUCGCGCACGUAUUUUUUUACUUCGUUAUCGUUUCAAAAUCAAAAAUCAAAUUCAAAAGCAAAAGUAGAGCUACGCUGUGGAUUAGCAUUACAAAAUGAAAACAUUUUUCAAAAAAUUUUUUCGCUCAGAGUCAGACUUUCGCCUCCCGAUCCGAAUCCAUUUCGAAAAAAAUAAAAACUAAAAACAGAACAAGCUGAUGCGCGUGGUCAUCUACGACGAAGAAACUCCGGUGCGGAGUUUGCGGCUCGAUAUGCACUUUGCGAUUUGGACCACAUUGACCUACGCUUGCGGGAAGCCGGAGGACCAGGUCAAUCUGCAGGAGGAUGAUUUGAAGCGGCUGCGGAGUCUGAUCACAUCCAACGUGUCGGCGUUGAAGUUUGACGACUUGAGCGAGCAGGCGAAGACGAAACGGGACCCCGCGGCGAUGGAACAACUGACUCCGAUCUCGCGGAAGGAAACCAGAAACAAAAUCAUCCAGUUGUUCCGCGCAAUGAAGACGUUGAAAAACUUCUACGGUAGUUUGAAGUCUUUGACUUUGGGAUGGACAAGGCCGAUCCGAAAUCGUACGAGUUGAAGUACAACGGAAACUGGAUCAUCCCGCGGGACUACACCAAAACGCAGCAAGAAGUUGCGGACGAAAAGUUUCUGCUGAACGAGUUGCCGAAGCUGAUGACCCAGAUCCACAUGUUCACCGCCAACCGCUGCUCCGCGUUGACCCUCGCCGUGUGUCUGGCGGACAAGGAUUUCGACGAAACGCCCAGCCUCGCGAAGUUCAUGUACGUCUGCGACCGCGAGGAGAACAGCUACUACGUCGAGAAGCUGACCGGUGCGGAACCGAAAGACGCGAAGGACCGGAUCCAGAAAGCCGUGGACCAGGACCUGCUCUUGUUGCCGCUGUACGCGAAGCAUGACUGCUACGCUUUGGACGAAACCGUGGAUGUGCGAUCCAACUGGGGGUCGAAGCCCGGUAAGAAGACUUCCAACAAAAAGGGAAAGAAGGACGCGGAAGCGGAGGUGAAAGUGCAGGUACUACUCCUAACUUAGUUGUUUUCUUUUCAGUUCGAAUCUGACGGAACAUAUUUAGUUUUUCACUUUUUUGCUCGCAUAGCAAAAUGCUUCUUGAUUUGAAAAUGAAAAUGAGUUCACGUGUGCGCGCGCGCACGUGCGCGUGCGUGCACGUGGGUGCGCGUGCACAUGCGUGCGUGCGUACACGUGCGCGCGCGCCCACCUGCGUGCGUGCGUACACACGCAUGCAUGCGCGCGCGCGCCCACGUGCGCGUGCAUGUGUGCGCGCGCACGUGUGCACACGCGCGUACAUGCGUGCGCGCGCACACAUGCACACGUGCGUGUGCACGCGCGCCCGUGCGUGCACGCGCGCGUGCGUGUGCGCGCCCGUGUAUGCGCGCGCACGUGCGCAUGCGCGUGUUGGUGUUCGUUUUCAUUUUCAAGUCACAAAGAACUGCGCUAUGCGAAAAAGAAAAAGUGAAAACCAGAAUUGUUCUGCUUUUGUCUGACUCGUUAAUAGUUUUUUAGUUUUAGUUUUACUUUUACACACAUUUUUAUUUGCAAACUUGUGAUGCAAAAAAACAGAACUGAACUUACGACGUUGCCAUGUGACUACGCAUGACAAACAUCGAAAAAAAAACCAGGUCAAAGAAGGCCAGGGUGCCGAAGAGGAGGAAACCGAGGAUCAGAAAAAGUCCCGCGAAAAACGUGAGAACGUGCUGAAGAGCGAUCCGAAGAAGGCCAGCCAGGAGUUCUUGAAGCAGAAGCCCUUCCGAUCCCCGCUGUGGUGCUCCGCCGUGCCCAGUGAGUUCGCGUCGCAGACGGAGGGGGAGAUGCAGAGGAACGCCGAACGUGUCCCCCGCCUGCGUAUCCUCGUGAAACCCGACGCAAACAUGUACAAACCCCCGACCAACGACGGAGAGGAGUUUCAGCUGGACACGCUGUUUUACUAUCCCCAGAAGAAGAAGCUCGGCGGUGACUGGGACUUUCAGGACGACCUCACCCACACGUUGUCGCUCUCGUAAGAUUUGACUUUUUGAAAAAAAUUGACAUUGACUUUUUUCACAGCAUCACAAACGCAUAAAAAGCACAAACAGAUCUGAAAUGGCACCGCGUGACAGAUGCAACAUGACACCAACACUCUUUUCAAUCCAUUUCGAUGCGAGCACUAUUAGCAUCUUCAUUGCCGCUCCACCGCAUGACAAACGAGAAUCACAAACAAUGCAUCACAGCAGGCGCGUGAACUAUUUUUGGAAACCGGCCGACAACAAUAAAGUCGACCGGUUGACCAUGAUCUCGUGGAAGACCUGCGAAGUCCCCUUCUGGGGAAAGGAUGGGAAGAAGACGUCGAUUAAGUUUCAAGUCCCGGUGGAGGCGUCGGUGAAAAGCAGUGGAAACCCAAAGAAGGCGAAGCAGAGCAACAUCUUGUGCUGAACCCCAAGAGACUACGGGUAUGGAGUCGGAGACGGACGGAUACGAAAAUCAAAAUUAAUAAACAGGUAAGCGCGCCUACUCAUACACCUACCUCUACUUUAGAUUUAGUUUAAGUCUUUGGCUUCUUGUUCUUUUAGUUUUAGAAACCACGCGAAGCUUUGAAACAUCUUGCGCGCGACUUCUCGUCGCGUUCAAAAAUUUUUGGUUUUGUAGCGGCUUCUUUUCGGUCGUGAAGUAGACACUUAGACUCAAGCCCCGUUGUUAGUCAAAUCCCAAUCCCAAAAGCAGCACCUACUCCCACUGACUCCCAGUCCCACACCAUCACAAAUUGAAAAAAAUACGCAGGUAGUCGCAACAGCACUACGGCCAUGAAGGUACACAGCAACGGUCUUGCUCUUCGUGGUUUCAAGACUCUUCUUCUCGACAUGAGCAUCAAGAAAAGCUACCACAAAAACGAACUGCUCUUCCACGACGAAUGCAAGUGAUCGACUAUUUUUCCUACCUGCUGCGGCUGCGCGGUGUUGGUCAAGUUCUUCUUUUUGGAAGCAAAGGCGCGGAGGGGCGAUGGCGGUUGAUCGGUGGGAAAUGCCACGCAACCUAGGAGGAGAAGUUUCCAACUUUCACAAAGCUGCAGCCUACCGGUUUACUUUCGAUCUAGAUCUAGAAGCAAAAAAAAACAUGAAGUUCUUUUGUCUUGCACAGUGACAAUUCAGAUUGCGUUUCGAUUUUUUACGUUCGCGUUAGAUUUCAGUUUAAAGCUUGAAUCUCAGGAAGCAAAGCCUUCAAAGUAAAAACUACUUACGACUGGUCGAGCCCCAGAUCGCCGACCUAGAUUGUGACUUACGUUUACGCUUACCGCUACUGUCAGUGUAGCUCGACUUCAUCAUUAGUUUUAACUUUUAAGUUUGUGUCUGUCACCGACUCAGUAAUAGUCUUCAGCUACAGUUUAAAUUUCAAAAUCUAAAUCAUCAUCCUCAUCAACAAACAGCUUGUUUGUCAGCAGCGGCAUGCUUGGCCUUUUGGUCAAAGCGUGGCCGUGUGCUUUUUCGCUUUAUUGAAAAAACAAAAAACAAAGCUACAACCUAAUCUUCGUUUCCACCUCCGGGUGUAGUCAUGCGACGGCUGCUACUUGCCAAUCAUCAGGCCCUCGGGUCGUACUAGUACAAGUACUAGAUCUAGAACUAAUUCUAAGACAGGCAAAACCAAAAUUAAAAUUUUCAGGAAGGCGCUAAUUUUACCCCAAGCGGAAGAGGAAAGGUUGAACAAAAUCAAAAAGCGAGCGCGAGAAAGAAAUCCGCUGCACCUCUUCCAGUAUCUUCCACUACUAGAACUAGGAGUUUCGAACUCGAUGCAACUUGUCGACUUUCGCUUUCAUUCUUUGCGACGGCAAGAUUGAAGUAGAGGCGCAUCUUCACCAAUUGCGAUGCGGAUGCUUUUUUCUUCGACGAGGUGGAGGCUCGAAGAUUUUGACUAUGAGACUCUCCUUCUCAACCUUUAAAUUUUGAAUGUCGACCUGUACCUGUAGACUCUCGAAACCGAAAAAACAAGAGCCAAAAAAUGGGCCGCGUUCUCACGAUGCAAUGAGAACGACGCGAAGAUGUUCGCGCUCGUGAUCGCCUGGCAGUUUCUGAAAAAAGCUGAAACUUAGAGGGAGAUGGAUGGAUGAAGAAUGUGAAAUCGCAAAGGAGAUCAGACCGUGUCUAGAUCCAAAAAAAAGAAAGCCGAAGUUCCGCCAAAGACUGGAAGUUGAUCGCCUGGAUCCAAAGCAGGCGACCGCUCAGCUCCGAGGGGUCUAGAAGAUCAAGCGAAAAAAAAAAAACGUGGAUCGCCUGCUUCCACCUACAAGCUUGGAGUUUUUGGAUCUCCUUGCACUGUGCGUUUUGAAUUUUUCCUCAUAGUUUUUUCUUUUUCAUUUCAAACUGUCAGGGACCAAUGUACUUCUACUUGUGCCUGUAGGUCGUUAUCGCUUUCGUCUGAGUUUACUCUAGCUUCUCGCUUCCCUCCACAGCAAAGAAAGUAGUUGCCCUUCCGUCUGAGUUUACUUUUUUUCUUUUCCCUCGAACCUGAUCUCGGGUAGCGUAACUUCGAUUCCGAUCUCUACGUUUACUUUCUUUUUUUGCAAAAGCAAAAAAACAACAUCAAAAUGUCGGACCAGAAAGCGAAGCUGGUGAAGCUGGGCCCGAAGUGUGCCGUCGAUGAUGACGAGGAUGGUCCGCCGCCGGGAGGGGUGCGAUUUAGAACCAUACACGGGGCAACACGGGCGGAAGUGGAAGAAUUACACAAAGACGAAAUCAACAAAUGGGUCCCCGCGAAGAACGGACACAUGAAGUGCAUUAUGUUCUUGGAUGAUGUUGACGAAGAUGUCCCCGGAUGCACCCAGGCGGAGAUGUGGGUACUAAUGCUGGCGCUUUUGUUUUUUUGUUUUGCAUUGAGAGGGAUUUUGCGUUUUCGAGUCGAAGUCUAAAUUUCAAACCUAGCAGUGGGAUCAAACCGACAAGGAGGAGAACUUCGUGGACAACCUUUUUGGGAUGUUACGGGGCCAGACCAAGCGGAGAACCGGGCCAGAACAAGUGGAAGUGGAUGCGUCCGAGAUGACGAAACAGGAGCAGCCGGAAAUCAUCAACCUGAUUUUCAACAUGGCGGAAUCUGAUGAUAACGCGGCCUGGGCGAAGGCUUUUUUGGUGGACGAGGCGACCGGUGGUGCUUACGGAUCAGCUUCUUCUUCUUCUUCGACUGGUUCCGGAAUUACUCCUGGUGGAGCUUCUUCUUCUUCGCGCCCGAACAACGAACAGAUGGAAGAAAAGACGAACGACGACGAUGCGAGCGAGGAGAUGGAGGUGGAGGCGGAGAGCACCCCGACCACCAAGGCCGGGAAAAAGAAGAAGAAGCAAAAGACCAAGAAGUAGACAUCUUUCACCUGUUCAGCGCGUCGAGCUCGAACGGAAAAGCGUCGGAAUCGGCACAACAAGUGCUUCUUCUACAUCUUCAGCUUCUAACUCUACUGCUAAAACAAGAAGCUCAGACUUUUGAUGACGCGAAUGGCAACGAGAAACAAGCACAAGUAGAUGAAAAAAAAACGACAACGAAAUGCAGCCGGAGCUGUGAAAUUUUUUAUGGGUGUGUUCGGCGCUCCCUUCGGUGUCUUUCUCCUUCGUUGAUGGGUGUCAUUGGUCUGACGAUGGUUCAUCGCGUCCUACGACAUUGCCCCGACCACUCUGACCUUCCACUGAAGCCGGCGCAAAAAUGGAAUGCAACAGUCGUCAGGACCGACGUCGUUAUAUAAAUUCAGGGGCGUGGGCAUCCUUCUAAACACCCACUUUUCGCAUGCCAAAGCUCAACAUCAAGAUCAAAAUCGUAUUGAGAAAAAGUGGCAAAUCGGUUCAAAAAAAAUAGAAGUGAAGACGUUCACGAACAAAGAUAAUCAUGCCAAUUUUCAUAGUUAUAAAAAUUGAUAGUAUUUCAAAGGGUAGUGGUUCACUUAUAAAAUGAGGAAAGCUGAAGGUUUGUCCCACCAUACAAUUUGACCUAUUCCAGUAGGACAUUCGUACAAAUUUAAAUUAUGUGUGUGUGUGUGUGUGUGUGUGUGGUCGUCGAUGCGCAUAUUCCAAUAACCGCCAGCGUGCUGUAUAAUGUUAUGCUCGACGCUAGUACGGAGGAUCGAUGCUUAAACCAAAAUUUCACUGGCUGCGCCCAUCACGCACGACUGCACUUUUCAAAGCACCACUGGACUCAUCUUCCUCACAAGGUAUUGGACGGAACUUCGCGCAUUGUUUGCGAAUGAACAUCGGCGAGGUGGAGAUGCGACCGCACACCGAUCCGGACACCGGUUUGCUGAAUCCGCAGUGGCGGGAACUGGGCCAUUUCGAGAUGCACGCUUUGUCCCCCCUUCCGAAAAACGUCGACGACGAGCUGUAUCUGAUCUACCAGUUGGCGGGUACCCCCGUGGUCGACUACCUCCGCCAGCAAACGUACCAGAGCAAUAGCAGCGGGCUCGGGUUGGUGCGCGAGCCGGAGAUCUAUGCAUUGGAAAUUUUCCGUAUGUGUACAAAAUGCAUGACAAAUUUCCCUAACAUGGAGUGUCCAACUUGUCAUGCUGAGGACCAAGAUUGAAGAGAAGGAAAGUUUUGUCAUACAUAGCAUUUGUACGUCGUGUACGGGAAAUUUACUGUGGAUAAGACCAUCCCGAUGAUGCUGCAACAGCUGGUCUUCGCGGUAUCGUUCCUUCGCGAGGAGGUAAAAGCGGUGCAUCAUGACUUGAAAGCCGAAAACGUUCUGUGGGACGAUAUGCAUUGCAAAAGCAUCGCACUAGUUUGAUUUGCAUGACAAACCUUUGGGAGAACGAAAACGGAAUUUCUCAUGCAGAUUCAAUUAAGAGCCUGGUGAUCUGUCAUGCAAGAUUGCGAGUACUACAAGUGCAAUACUUUUGCCCAGGAUAGAAAAGACCGAGAAGCGAAUCGUCCUGAUCGACUUCGGCUCCAUGUCCGCACUUCUGUCCGAGGACGAAGUCCGCGAACACCAGCAAGCCUGCUCGAUCCGCAUGGUGCCGCGCACCGCGGAGGACGACGCGUUGGACGAGGAUUUGAUGAACGCCGGGGGCUUUGGCGACGGGGGGAUCAUGUCCAGUUGCGAUUGCUGCACAUCAACCAGCGGAGUUGGUGGUGCUUCUUCUAAACGCGAAGGACAGCAUGGAUUUCGCAACAUGGAGAUGGACCUCGACGAGGUGCGGUCCAUCAGCUACCAGCAACAGCAAGAACAGUCCUCCCUCUUCUGCUGCCCCACGACCGGCAGCUCUUGCUGCGGCCCCUCGGCGAAAGAUAGGUUUAUCAUCGAUGGGCAGGAUGUGGGGAGAACACACAAGUCGGCCAUGGUUGUGAGGGACCACGGACGGCGGCUCGAUCGAACCGACGGCGACAGAAAACGGCAAAUUAUCCGUGGCCUCGGGCACACCCCGCACUCGAUUCAGCAGUGGACCCCCGGAUUCGCGCCGAUAGAAAAGGAGGAAGGAACCAGUUUGCAGGCGAUGCAGACCGCGAGCUCCGUGGACAUUUUCGCGUUGGCGACACUGAUGGGGCAAAUUUUACUGGACGGAACGAACCUGAUCAUGGCACACUACAUGCAAUUCGACGGGUUGACCAGGAGCGCGACGGCAAGGUUAGCUGCUGGCGGGGAGAACGCGCCUGCCCGAUCCUCUACCUCCGCGUCUACUUUUUCCGGCGCGCGGGUGACGCCACAGGGUCAGCCGGUACAACGGGGCCAGCCACGCGAACUUAUCAUUCAGGACCAACAGCAGCAGCCGGAGGUGCAAGUCAUCAACUUGACACCCUGCUGCCCGAAAGACAGCCAAGGAUUUUGCAGUCCAUUGUGCUGCAUGACGCCAACCAUGACGAUCGACUGCACGGAGUGCUGUGGAAUGUCUGCAGAGAAGCAGCUCGAGCUGUACGGAAACGGCAACAAACCGGUGGGGUCGCGGUUCCUGGCGGACGGACACAAGACCAAAAAACCGUACAAAAUCUUCUGGGCCGAACUGUUCGAAGAUAUCGCGGACUCGGAUAUAGGUCUCAAGAAGCUGUACAUCACGCCGCGCGUGAAGACUCGACAGGGCGCCGGUCCGCACAUCCCGCCGGGAAAAAGCAACGCCGUACUGCAGGCAUUGGUGGGGACGCUGCCGUCACAGUGGACGGAUGCCUUCUUCAUCUUUUGGCCGCGGUUGUUUUUGAGUCACGAAACGCGCGUGAACGCGUUCACGAUCAUGGCGAUGUCGGUCUUCCAGGAGAUCGAUCCAAAUACCGGACGCUGGCGAGCAGUAGCACAGGGCGCCGCGGGAAGUUCUUCAACACCCGCCGGUGGUGCUGCUGCUGGGCAGUUGUUCACAAAAGUUGUUGGGGACCGACGCAGCGGCCCCAUGGGCGGUGCAAGUGGACCUGUGCAGCAGGGUUUUCUCGGCGCAGCGGCCGCGGCUGGUGGAAUGAACAGUCGUGGCGCUGUUCAGGUACAAGAAAUCGAUCCGCGGGACCCGAACCGCGGGGCGAAGUACCAGCAAUUUAUCAUGACCAUGGAAAACGAUCCCAAUGGUCCCGUAGGAAACUGCAACUGGCUAACGCGCUUGCUCUACAGCUGUUGUUACUCAACCGAAGCAACAGGAAACACGCAGGUGCAGUGGCAACAGAAUCAGUGAAGGUGGGGAAAGAGAUACCGAUACCAUCUGAGAGGUGGAGGUGGUGGGCGGCUAGGAUGGAAUAAAGACCAAGCUACAGCUAGCUCCUCCUACUUAAUGAAUAUGUAUUUCAACGACCAAUUUUUGUAUUCAUGUUCUUACUUGUUUUGGUCUACCAAAUAAAUGUUGAAGAAGUCUGGUUUAUUUUCAGUCUGCAAUCUGAAUCAGUUGUUUCUCUUUCUGACGUUCACGUUGCGUCUGGUGACUUGUUUUUCACGACCUGGCGACGUUUCUCUUGAGAAAAUAUAUGCACCGUGCGCAGUGCAUGUGCAGUGUCAAUGAGAGCGGAGCGCGCAGAAAUUUUCCUAAUGAUUAGUGUGUGUUUUUACACUCGCCAAACUUCCUACUUGCUAUAGUCUUUUCUUUUUGCGAAAACUCAAACCUAUGCCGGUGAACGAGAAUAAAGUUGUCUGUGUUGAAGUUGUCUAGAGGUAAAAAGAAGAAAUUGAAAUUGGCCUAGUUGACGAGGUCCCCUACCGCACAUGAACAAAGUAGUUUCGGCUUUUCGGUC
Molecule: messenger RNA, 20912 nt
Organism: Amoebophrya sp. A120
Lineage: Eukaryota; Dinophyceae; Syndiniales; Amoebophryaceae
Source: the annotation of a GenBank genome assembly